AUUUAUCCCCGCCGUUACUCUGGUGUAUUUACAACUGACAAUCUCCAAGUCGUCGUAAUAACUGUGGUGGGCCCCACGCCCACACCAGUCACUUAAAAAUCUUAAACUAUAGUCUUGUUUAGGAUAUUGAAGUAGCAACAUCCGUUUUUUUAAAAUAUUAAAAAUAUCAUAUUAUCUAUUAUAUUUUAUUUUAUUUACACAAAUACUUGAGUUAAUUAACGACAACAUUAGUCAUUGUUAUAAUUAGGUAUCUGUAUAUAUGUAUAUAUAUAUAUGUGAUAUUUAAAUGAUAAUUAAUUAUGGUUGUGAAUCAUCUAAAAAAGGAAGUGUGGGUGCGAUAUAAUUGAUCUGCAUUUGCGUAUAACUUUUUGCAAAAGAAAAAACUUUAAUGAGUGCAUGCCAUUUACUACAUUAAAAUAAAUGGUGUAAAACUAUAACGAAAUUUGAAGCGAGAAAAUAAAUAAUUUAAUUAAAUUUAUAAAAAUUAAAAUAGAAAAGUUAUAUUUGUAUUGAGAUAAAUUUGUUUGAUUUAGUAACGACGUGUGGGGUAGAAGCGAAUAGAAGUAAAGAAGAUGAAACAAGUGGGGAAAUUGAAAUCUAUAAUAAGGUUUUAGUAAUUUAAUACAACACGGUGGCCCUCAAACGUUUGGUGUGAGUAAUAAUCCAGAUGUGUUAACGUAAUGUUUUAUUAUGAGAGGACAGUAGUCAUGUGGUGAGAUAACAAAAUGUCGAUAGAAGUGAUGUGAUUCUUAGUAACGGAUGUUAUGUGUAUACUACAACUACCGAUGAUAUCCGUUUAUGACAAACACAAUACACAAUUGUUGUUUUAUUUUAUCGGCAACUCACUUUUUACAUUUUAUGUUUAAAUGAAAUUAUGAUAAAAACUAGAAAGUUAUAUUUAUUUUAAUUGAAACGAAGACAAUACAAAUUAAUAAUGCCUGAAGGUAAAAAAUAAUGAUUCAUAUUAACAGUGAAUUGUCUUGUUGAUCUUUGAUUAGUGAGUCAACGCCGAUACGUUUAUGAUAACAAAUAAUUUAUAUGAAUUGAAGAUAAAAAUUAAUGACAUUAAAUAAAUACUCACUAAUUACUUGAUUAAUUAAUAAAAUAAAAUAGAAAUAAAAUUUUGUGAAUCCCAGAUUUCCAAAAACUAUCUAAUUAUCGGUAUCGAUAAUUAGUAAUUAGUUGACUGGGAUUUUUUUUAAACUUAUCGAAUAUGGAUAAGACUGACAAUAAAAUGGGCGACGAAAAAACUCCGAGGUCUUCACGGUCAUCAAGUCAAUCACUGACAACUUCUCCGAGUUUAAAUCUAAUGGAGCAACUGCUGUUAGCUAAAAUGGAAAUAAUUAGUUUGACUGAUCAUGUUGAUAAUAACAUUAACAUUCAUAAUAAUAAUAGUAAUGUAAAUUCAAGUAGUGCGGUGUCAAGGAAGAAAUCAUUGAUGGUACGGGCUAAUUCAUUGGACAGUCAAACUAGCGCAAGUACAUUAUACUCAACAUCGUCUGCGGAUUCGCCUAAUAGUAAUCGUUAUUGCAAAUGUGAUGAUUGUUUGCUUGGUAUUGUCGACAAACAUAAACGACUUAUGCCUACUUCACUUAAUCGUAAAAAGAGCUCGGCAUGGAAGAAGCUUAAGAAUAUCAUACAGUGGGCCCCGUUUUUUCAGACCUACAAAAAAAAAAGUUAUCCAUGGAUACAGUUAGCAGGACAUCAAGGUAACUUUAGAGCCGGUCCAACACCUGGUACGAUUCUAAAAAAAUUGUGUCUACAAGAGGAAGCCUGUUUUCGUUUAUUAAUGAAUGACGUAUUGAGACCAUACGUGCCGGAGUUCAAAGGUGUAUUAGACGUAAGAGAAGAAGAGGGACAUCAGAAUCAAGAAUCAGACGUUAAAAGUCCCGAUGACACAACUUGCAACAGUAAUUCAGUAGUGACAUCGUAUUUACAGUUGCAAGACUUACUCGGUGACUUUGAGGAUCCCUGUGUGAUGGACUGCAAAGUCGGUGUGCGAACUUACUUAGAGUCCGAGCUGGCAAAAGCCAAAGAGCACCCGAAGCUACGGAAAGACAUGUACGAAAAAAUGAUCCAAAUAGAUCCAACGGCGCCGAGUUUGGAGGAGAAGAGACUGCAGGGUGUUACUAAACCGAGAUAUAUGGUCUGGCGCGAGACGAUAUCAAGUACUGCCACCCUUGGAUUCCGAGUUGAAGGAGUUAAACUCACUCAUGGUAGUUCAUCCAAGGAUUUCAAGACAACAAAAACUCGGGAACAAGUUACAGAAGCCCUGAAAUAUUUCGUUGAAAACCAUCCGCAUGCUGUUCCUAAAUAUUUGCAACGUCUCAAGGCCAUAAGAGCGACCUUAAAAACUUCACCUUUCUUCGCAACCCAUGAAAUUGUCGGAUCAAGUCUUCUUUUUGUUCAUGAUUCGAAAAAUGCCGGUGUGUGGAUGAUUGAUUUCGCAAAGACGCUGCCUCUACCAUCGACGAUGCCAAGUAUUCGACACGACGCCGAAUGGGAAGUCGGUAAUCACGAAGACGGUUAUUUAAUUGGUGUUAAUAAUUUGAUAGACAUUUUUGAAGACAUUAAAAAUUCAGAAAAGUUAUAAAUAUUAUAGUGAUUAUAAAUUAUAAUUACUGACUAAUUGAUAAGAGAGACUUGAAAUAAAAAAUAUUCAAAAUAAAACUCGAAGAUUUUUAAAAUACAAAAGUUGAUUGUGUGAAAUUUUUAGUUAUCUUUAACGUUUUUGUGUUAAUUAAAUGAUAAAUAUUUAGCAAUGUAAAGGAUAUACGUAAACUCGUUAGUUCGAUAGAUAAUUUAUGAUAGUUUACUUGAAAAAGUUGAGAUUAAAUAAAUAAAUAACCGAGAACAUUUAAAUUAAUGAAUAAUUAAAUAAAAUAAAAAACGGGAUUUCAAGUUUCUCCUUCGAAAAUAAAUGUGACCUUAUUAGUUAACGCGGAUCUGAUAUUUUAUGCUAAAUUACAUAGAUCCGAAUGCACAGAUAAGAGACCAAAGACGCGGUAGUUUGAUUGCUACCUAGUAAUUUUUUUUCUUUUUUUUUUUUAUAUAUAUAUAUAAUUAAAUAUCAGCUUCACAAGUACAGUAAAGCAAUAAUUUUUUUAUACAAUCUCUAUUAAUAGAGUACUUUUGUUAGAGUAAUUGAUAACUUAUUAAAUU
Molecule: messenger RNA, 3162 nt
Organism: Microplitis demolitor
Lineage: Eukaryota; Metazoa; Arthropoda; Insecta; Hymenoptera; Braconidae
Gene: IP3K2
Product: inositol-trisphosphate 3-kinase B
Exons: 3
Coding region: 1214-2593 (459 amino acids)
Biological process (GO): inositol phosphate biosynthetic process
Cellular component (GO): cytoplasm; nucleus
Molecular function (GO): inositol-1,4,5-trisphosphate 3-kinase activity; inositol tetrakisphosphate kinase activity
Source: RefSeq, a predicted model, not a curated record